Penicillium coprophilum is the source of this 2028-nucleotide messenger RNA. Its product is annotated as RNA-binding snoRNP assembly protein NAF1. Gene Ontology annotation, molecular function: RNA binding. Gene Ontology annotation, cellular component: sno(s)RNA-containing ribonucleoprotein complex. NCBI's taxonomy places the organism in Eukaryota, Fungi, Ascomycota, Eurotiomycetes, Eurotiales, Aspergillaceae. Bases 1 to 2028 code for a protein of 675 amino acids. Gene Ontology annotation, biological process: pseudouridine synthesis; ribosome biogenesis; box H/ACA snoRNP assembly. The record is from RefSeq and is a predicted model, not a curated record. The transcript has a single exon.
AUGGAGGGACACCAUAAUCCUUUCAAUGAAACUACUGGUGCUGGCGAAGGCUCCGCCUCAAAAAAGCCCAGUCACAUCGAGACGCCCAUCCCAGAGACCCCAGACAACGGCAGCGAUUUCUAUAACACUCCCUUGGCUGCAGGCACACCGGACAUGGGGAUAACCAAUCUAAAUGCUGGAAACAGCGCAUCUGAACCCUCUACUUCCUUGAAGCCAAGCCAUAUGAUCCCCGGAUUGAACCUUAUUCACCACCCAUCCGGACAAGAAACUGGCUCGGUCUUGACCGAACACACAGUCAAGCAAGAGCAAGAUCAAUCAGCGGGGAACCAUGAAGCGAAGACAGAAAUCAAGCAAGAGGAAACACAGCGCAUCUCCCAGUCACAGUCCACCGAGGUAGUGAUGAAGGAUGAGGCAGAGGCACAAACCAAAAGCGAAACUACUGCUCCCCUCGACGAAGCUAUGCAUGUCGAGCAAGAUACCCGCCAAGGCAAUAUGAUCGAAGCCACUAGUCAGGCUGGCGACGCUACAGAAGGGGACCACCCUGAGUGGGAGGAAGACUCUUCCCCGUACGAGUCAUCUUCAGACAGUUCUGAUUCAUCGGACUCUGAUGAUAGUGACGAUGAAGACUAUCCCAUCCUCAGCGCCGAGGAGCAAGCACAGAUUCUCAUGCGAGCGGAAGGUGGUUCCGACGACGAGGGAGAUGGCAAGGGAAAACAAGGCGGACAAUUGCGGACCGCCAACGAGAUCGAAGACCAGGUCCUGCCUAUCCCUGACGUUAAGAUCACUCCCGAGAUGAAGAUUGUGUUCCUUGGCAAAGUUCAUGCCGCUAUCGAUAAUAAUGUUCUUAUAGAGGCUAAUACCUCUGGAGAAUACCAGGUACUUGAGUCGGGCUCUUUGCUCUGCUCUGAUGACCGCCAGACGAUUGGUGUAGUAGCAGAGACCCUGGGCCGAGUGGAGAAUCCUUUGUAUACCAUCACAUAUGCCACAGCUGCUGAAGUGCAGGACAAGGGCUUAGUCAAGGGCAAGGAUAUUUUCUAUGUUGAGGAGCACUCCACCUUUGUGUUCACUCAGCCGCUCAAGGGUAUGAAGGGAAGUGAUGCUUCCAACUUCCAUGACGAGGAAGUUGCCGCUGAAGAGAUGGAAUUCUCUGACGACGAAGCGGAAGCUGAAUACAAGCGGAAACUGAAGCAGAAGCGACAAGAGCGAAAGGAAGCCAGAGAAGGUCCCAGAGGCAAGAAGCCAGCCCCAGGACCUUCGAAAUUGAACCAGAGCGAGCUGAACUACGACGAUGCCGGAGGUGAGGAGGGCUACACCCCUCUUGCGCGCCCUACCAAUCUCCACGAGAUGAUGACCCGCGAGCCACCAGUUGAAGGUAAUGAGCGUGGCGGGUUCCGUGGUGGCAGAGGCCGUGGCCGGGGUGGUGACCGGGGUGACCGUGGACGCGGAGGACGAGGCAGAGGUGGACGCGGAGGAAGGGAGUGGGAUCAGGACCGUCGUCCCCAGCAGGCCAGCGGCUCAGCCCACGAGUCUCAGCCUCAGCCUCAACCUCAAGCUCAACCCGCUGCUCCCUACGGCCAGCCAAUGUACCAGCAGCCCCAGCAGCCAUAUGGGAUGCUACAGUCCUUCGCCCCAUAUGCGCAAUACACACAGCAGCAAGCCCAGAACCCACAGCAGCCGCAAUUCGGCCAGGGUGGAGCACAACCACAAAUGCCCUUCCAGUUCUCUCCAUAUGCGGCCUUCCAGCAACAACCCAAUAACUUCCAGAACAUGCAACAGGGUGCUCCUCAAUACAAUCCUCAGUCCAUGGCUAUGUUACAACAACAGCAACAAUUCCUGCAGCUUCUGCAACAACAGCAGCAGUAUCAGCAAUCUCAGCAGCAGUACCAACAGCCCCAGUCCCAGCCCCAGUCCCAACCCCAGGCCCAGCCUUCCCAGGUCCAAAGCCCGAUUGUAAACUUUGACCAAGUCAAAGCUCAACUGGAUCUGUUACGAAACCUGCACGGCGGGAACCAGGGUCCUCCUUCCUGA